Aspergillus saccharolyticus JOP 1030-1 is the source of this 3929-nucleotide messenger RNA. RefSeq names its product lipase family protein. The record is from RefSeq and is a predicted model, not a curated record. NCBI's taxonomy places the organism in Eukaryota, Fungi, Ascomycota, Eurotiomycetes, Eurotiales, Aspergillaceae. The coding region runs from base 248 to 3760 and encodes 1170 amino acids. Gene Ontology annotation, biological process: lipid metabolic process. The transcript has 2 exons.
CAAACCCAGAUCACAAACUCUGGCUUUUCCAUCAAACCAGGAAUUCCCCGCUACAAGCUCUUACAAGCUCAACUUUUUGAUGGCCCGGUUGUUAUAUUUUCCAAUUCUCGUGAAAUCAACUGCGUGACGCUAUCUUCAUCUCACUCGCCCCCCCUUGAACCACUCGAACUUAUGUCCAUGGCUGGAAAGUUAUACACUCCUCACCGGUCAAAACGGGUCAAUUCCUCUGCGAUUCUGAUGGGCUGAAAUGUCGAGACUCUUCAGGAUCCGGAAAGCACAGAAACAGGAUGAUCUCGAGCAGGCAUACGAGCAAGCCGGCCGUGAGAACGACACCCGCCAUGUCCCCGCAACAUCCGGCUUGCCUCUUCUCCCACGACCGCUUGCGUCUAUGGUAUCUUUCAUGACUCAAUCGACUUCAUUAUCUCUUCGAAUAGGAACAUUUGUCGGUGGUGCUGCCCUAGAUGGCGCUAGAACCACCACAUUGACCGGACUGGAGCUCAGUAGAGCGAUGGUAGAGGGAAUACUGACGAGAGCUGGGCGCGACCUGAGUACUCGAAGUAGCGGCGAGUAUGGCAAGGCUGAAGCAGAGUCACUGCUCGAACGGAGUCUGGCUACUCUGCACAGUACAAUCACCUCGGCAUCUUUUUUCGCUGCUGCCUCGUUCCAUUUAUCCUCGUCCGCGCUUCUUUCCGCAGCCAAUGUGUCCCAAUCCCUCCUGUCUACGCUAGACGCAACUCUCGGCUCUACGGAGUCGUCUAGAGCCAUUGCGGCAAUCGUGACCCUCUUCCGGAGUGAGCUCAGAGAAUUGAACGAUACAGAAUUCGGGACCGAACUUCGAACCCAGAGAAUCGGUGUAGCUGACCUUUUAGUCGGCUGUGUCGGAUUUGCAUUGCUCCAGCGUUGGGGCAGGAAAAGUACAGAACGACACGUACGCGGAAUCGGCGGAGUUGAGUCCGUAUGGGAUGUUGUUAUACUAGAUAAUGGUGUGAGAGCAGAUGUUGUCGGUACCCAUCAGGUCGAGCAGCCUAAGGCGGCUCUCAAUGAGCCGUGUGACGACGCGAAGCGCUCGUCUUUUAUGACUGCCGGAAAUGAUGAUGAAGUCUUCGAUGCGAUACAACGGCCAGCAAGCAUCGCUGAUACCGCAGAAAGAUCAUACUUAUCAGUGCCACUUGAGAAUCCGCAUCGGAUUUCCGAUGAAGACAUUCGCUUGUACAUUAUGAGACAACUGCCUCAAGGAUGCCAUGCUUCUAUCAGGACUGACCUGAUACAUGCCAGAACCAUCACCGUUGAGAUAUUUGAUGAGGACAUUGGAGAAAUAGCGGCUCCUCCAGGUACAAUGAUGAUUGAGGAGAGGCACCAUGAUACUAGUCCUCGCAGAUCAUCUAAUCAGGGACAACUUCCCAAGCACAUGAUGGUCUUCAGAACUGCCUUCACUAGGUCCAACAAUUCUGAUGUGAGACCCGCGAGUCAGCAGGACAGUGUGGCAUGGCACGCAGGUGACGAACAGAAACUGCCUCGGUCGCACCGAGAAGUGGUGGAUCAGCCAUAUGCCACAACAAACACCUACUCUGCGGAACCAGCAGAAAAUAAGGUGCUCACCAUAGAGCGUCCUACCGGCCCUUCAUUGGAUCCUCGCGGCAGCCUGGACUCGGCGAAGCUUGACUCCAGUGUCUCUGAACCCCAGUCUCGUGGGAAGCGGGAAAACACAACCAAAGGAAGUCCCAUGAAGUCCUCUUUGACCAAAGCAGCGCAGAAGAUCAAGGCUAGCAGUGUUGAUAAAAAGGACGCUGGCAAGCGCCUGUCUACGAAGUUCACUCCAGAGAAAACAAAAUCCCCGCCGACUACCGAAAAUGCCAUCGCGCAGGGAAGACCAUUCAAGGGAACAGCAAACACACGAAAGAUAUCAACACAGCAGCGUCCUGCCAAAUGCGACCGCAGUGAAGUUUAUGAAACGGCGGCGCCAUCACCAAAACGCGGAUCUUCGAUACCCGUAGCUAACAGAGGCUUACCCCGAACCCCAUUGCAAGAGCAGCGUAUGAAUCAGGCACCUAUCCCAAAGACCUACCGUUCCGAUACUCGCGAUGCUUGUCACAUAAGCAAUCCAAGAACAGAUAUCUUCGCUAUUCGUGAAAAGUCAGAAGACUCCCUCGUCUCUCAGACCCAAGCCUACGCUCAAGAAUCACCAAUUUCGCCACCAGGCUCCCCGGUCACGAGAAGGACACAUGUGCGUAGUAGCAGUUCUCUAUCAUUGACGAGGUCGGAAAGUGAUGUGACCGUUUACAUCAAUAAGGAUGGUCGCCAAAGCUCCUCUAUGUUGCACCUGCACAAUCGCGCAUCAUCUCCGAGCAUAUAUUCCCUCGCUACAGCGGGGUCCGAAACGUCGCUCGUGCUCGCUCAUCGUCCUCGAAAAAGUGCCUAUGACGAUACAGAAGCACUUCAAAGUCUGAAUCGGGAUGGCACCGUGCCCGGCAUCUUCCCUGCAAAGCACUUCAUGCAAAAUAUUAGACGCUUUUGCAGAUUCUCCUCGGCUUCAUAUGGGUCUCAUGCUCUGAAGGUCAUGGGUGUCCCGCGCUUAACGAGUGUUUUACCCGCCGAAGAAGUAUCCAGUCCGGAACAUAGUGACUUCUCUGAUCACACGGGCUUGCCAGCUUCCACGAUACUGCUUUCUUCCUUCGUCGACUCUGCAGGUGGCACGAAUGCUGCAGGGGAAACAGAAAGCGGAAUUCCAUUAGUUCACUACCUUUCCCUCGACCAUGAAUCGAAAGCCGUGGUUCUGACCUUGCGCGGGACAUGGGGCUUCGAGGAUAUUCUGACUGACAUGACUUGCGAAUACGAUGACCUUGAAUGGCAGGGUAGAAGUUGGAAAGUGCAUAAGGGGAUGCACGCUUCAGCAAAACGCCUUCUGAUGGGCGGAGGUGGCCGAGUCAUGUUGACGAUUAGAGCUGCGCUAGAGGAAUUCUCAGAUUAUGGGCUGGUACUCUGUGGACAUUCACUGGGAGGAGGAGUCGCUGCACUGCUUGCAACGAUGAUCUCUGAGCCAAGCAGCGAUGCUUUCGGCGCAUCGUUCACAACCACUUCUUAUCAAACCACAAAUCUGAGUCCAUCCGACAACAAGGCACAAGCUUACGACAAGGCUUUCUUCGUGCCCUCCGGGCGGCCAAUUCAUGUCUAUGCGUACGGGCCUCCUGCAACAAUGUCGCCGUUCCUGCGCCGCGCAACGCGUGGGCUAAUCACCACCAUCGUCAAUGGUCAGGAUGUGGUUCCUUGCCUUUCGCUCGGCAUCUUGCAUGAUAUGCAUACAGUGGCGGUAGCAUUCAAGGGUGACGUUUCUGGCGCCCGUUCCCACGUCGGGUUUCGAGUUUGGGAAGGCUUUAGGCAGAGUAUUGUGAGCAAAUUCUACGUAAACGAACCGCCUAUACUCACUCAUGCCGGUUACGGCGUGGGAGAAGACGCAUGGGCAUGGAACACAUUGAAGAAGCUUCGCGAAGAGAUGAGGGCGCCAAAACUCUUACCGCCGGGUGAGGUGUUUCUAGUCGAAACGAUGAGGGUGCUUCAGCGAAACGCUUUUACAUCUGAUGUGACGGCUGAUGGCUAUCCAGUACUCGGUCGGCCGGCGACCCGAGCACAGCUGACAUUCGUUCGAGAUGUCGAAUCGUCCUUUGGGGAGCUCAGAUUCGGCUCGGGCAUGUUCAGUGACCACAACCCAGCAAGGUAUGAAGCGAGUCUUGCUGCACUCGCUCGUGGAGUUUUGGAUGAGUGAUUAUUCGCCUUUAUGCCUACGACAUAAAGUGAUGUAUUUUGCAACCAUAUUUAUUGCACUUUGAAUUACCUGUCCGAGUUGUCCAUUUUGGCUAGAUACUUGGAGAGGAAAUGUCACGUAGAGACGAUAAUGAAACUUGGAAUAGAUCUUGCGAGUUCAUGACAUCGCU